Neospora caninum is the source of this 8922-nucleotide messenger RNA. Its product is annotated as putative SNF2 family N-terminal domain-containing protein. The transcript is spliced from 17 exons. NCBI's taxonomy places the organism in Eukaryota, Apicomplexa, Conoidasida, Eucoccidiorida, Sarcocystidae. Gene Ontology annotation, cellular component: Swr1 complex. Bases 1 to 8922 code for a protein of 2973 amino acids. The record is from RefSeq and is a predicted model, not a curated record. Gene Ontology annotation, molecular function: ATP binding; ATP hydrolysis activity; histone binding.
AUGCCGCCGCCCCAGUGGCAACUGAAUCGCGGCGUCUCGUCUAAGGAGUCGGUGUCUGGUCUGCCUGGCUCUUCCACCUGGGUGCGGAACCCACCGCCGGCUCUCGGCAGUGACUGCCAGGGCGGGUCUUUGGGAGGCGGUUCGGUUCCGCAGCCGGGGUGCGUCCCCAGCCAUGUAGCUUCUGCUUCCUCCUCCGGUGUUGACUCUCGAGCCCCGCCCUCAUCUUCCGAGGCGCGUGAAGACCCGAAGAGUGUGGCGCGUCCCCGUAUGUCUCUGAACGACCGGCCUGCGCGGCACCAGUGGGGCUUCCCUGGCGCUUCCUGCGACGCAGGGAGCAGCAACGGACACCCCCGGUCGGCCUCCCCCCUCGACUGUGAAACAGCCUCCGGCGACGGGAAUCCCCGCCGACGGACGAUGGGAGGGAACGGGUUAGGCGAGCGCGUGCCUUUCCAAGACAUGCCGCCGUUUACCCCUCGCGUGCAAAACGGAGACGAGAGCAAAGCGGGGUGCGCCACGGCGGCGGCAGGCUCCGACCGUCCACAAGACGCGUGGACGGCCGGUCCUCAAGAAGAGAGGCAACAGGGAUCACGGGACCCGCCGCACGUGCUCGGCGCCGAGGGUGCUUCUUUCUUCGGCGCCUUCGACCCGCCCGAAGCAAGACCAGAUCGCGGCGGUCCCCAGCCAACCAGUGUCUGGGGGGACAGCCCGUCUCCGCCCUCGUCUUCUGUCUCUUCUCUGGCGUCUCCGACUCAGAGGUCGGGCUCCACAGCUCCUCUGUCUCACCGUCUUGGAGCGAACGCCGCUGCGUCUACCGGCCAGGGCGAGCAGACGCAGGGUCGGCAGGGGCGCAAACGCAGGUGCAUGCUGUCUUUGUCUCGAAAUCCUUCGGAAAGUGGCGGCGCUUUGUCAGCCGAGCCGCCGACUGGCGGGUGGCCCCCAGAGGAACGUCCGAAACGCAGUGCGACCAGCGAGACUUGGGGCGGCUCGGUCGCUGGAAACCAGCCGUUUGCGAGCGGUGCGUUACGCGGCCGGCUGGUGUCGCAGGGAGCAGAGUGGCGGCUUGCCGACCCAGCUUUCCCGUCUCCGUGUGCGCCCUUGGCAUGCCCCGCCUCGCCGUCUGCAGGACAAGAGCUCGCUGUCCACUGGCAAGCCUUCCGGCACCCGGCGCGGAGCCGACAGGAAGAGAGGGCGAGGACGAUUCUGCGAGUGCAGGAGGAGCAGAGACAGGUUCUCCUGGAAAUUCAACAGCAGAGAGAGGAGGCGAGACAGCGAGGCGAAGAGCUGCCGGACGAGCCGCCGCCAGAGUUGGCGUGCAAGAUGUGUGGCGUGGACGACAGCGGAAAUCUCCUGCACCCUGGAUGCGUCGACAUGGGCGAGUUUCUGGCGUCCCUCGGGGGACUUUACGAUGUAGGCCUGGACCAGGAGGAGGAGAAAAACGUUCAGGAGGAAAUCCAGAGUCUGCAGGAGAGGCUGCAGCAACUCCUCGUCAAGAUGGGCCGGUCUUCUGGUCGCGGGGAAGGCGGCGGAGGUCCCGUCUCGCAGAAGGAGCCAGCGCGAGUGCCGGAGGUUGUCUUCCGGAAUAUCCUGGAGAAAGAGAUAAAAAGUUUUCAGGAUUUGGUCAUCGAUGAACAUAAAGAGAAGAAGAAACUCUUCAGACAGCUCGCUGGAGGGUGUCGACGGCACGUGGAAGCUGUGGAGAAGAAGAAGCAAAUGAAAGCCGAGGAAGAAGAACGGCGGCUGCGAGCUGUGGCAAAGAGCACAUGUGGCCCUGUGGAGGUCUUCUGGCAACGCAUUGAGCGCCUCGUGUGGGAACGCGAAAAGCGUCAGCUGCAGCGACAGUUGCACGAGAAGAAGAAACAGAGACUGGAUCGCCUUGUAAACGAGGCCAUGCAACAGUGCCGCCGGCUUGCCCAGGGGCUCCGGAAGCCGUGCGCCUCGGGGGAUCAGCCUCGACCGGCUCAGCUCGAUGGAGGCAAACGGCUAACGUCAGAGACGACCAUGUCUUCUCGCCGCAACAGCAUCUUUUCGGAAGAGGAGGCCAAGGAGAGAGGGAAAGGGUCGAGACGGAACGCAGGCCACCAGACUUGUGGCCGAGACUGGACGAAGAGAGAGGCGAGAGACGAAGGCCGGCUGACGGAGGAGGCAGGAGUGGACGAAGAUGAGCAAGAGUGGACAGCCUCGAAGUUUGCCAAGGACCAGGAAGAAGAAGAUGACCGACUGGAGGCAGAAAUGGAAAGGGGGGAAGGAGAAGAACAAGAAGACAUCGAGAGUGAACUGCGGGGCUUACAAGAUGAAGCCGAUAUGCCUGUGGAGGAACUCUUGAAGAGGAUCUACGGAGUGGAAGGCGGUCAGACCCAGCUGGCUUCGGAUCGGCGAAAGGAGCAGAAAGAGAAAGCCCGCAGAAAGGACGAAGAAGAGGAAGGCGAAGACGAGGGCGACGAAGAAGAUGGAGAAGAAGAAGACAGAGAAGAUGAAGACGAAGAAGGAGAAGAGAAUCAAUGGUCAAUGUUAGUGUGUUCAAAGGAGCAAGAAGAAGAAGACGAACGUCUCGACGAUGAAAUGGAGAAGGAAGAUGACGAACAAGAAGACCCAGAAGCUGAGCUCCGCGGGCUACAAGAUGAAGCAAAUAUGCCAGUCGAUGAAUUGUUGAAGAGGAUCUAUUGUGUAGCGGGGGGCGAGGCACAGCUGGCUGCGGACCGGCGGAGGGAGGCGGAUAACCAGGUGCGCAGAGAAAAGACGGUCCGAGAAGAGACAGAAGACAGAAAAGAAGAACGACAUGCAGAGGGAGAAGAAGGGGGACAACAACCCCAUGCAAUUGAGGAGAGGGCAGCACGGUCAGAAGGUGAAGCAGCGGGAGACAGGCUGCGUGGUAACGACGAUUCUGCAGACGACGACAGGAGCGAGUUCAGCUUGGAUGGCGGGUGUUUCGGGAAGCAAGAGGAAGAGGAUGAAGAACUCGACGCCGCAAUGAAAGACGAGGACGAUGAGGAGGAAGACGAGUUGAAGAGGCUGCAGGAGGAUGCCGAGAUGCCCAUAGACGAGCUCAUUCGAAGGUUUGGCGCCCCGUCUUCAGGGCCCAGGCCGUGCCGAGAGGAGACGAGCAGCGACGAAGAGGAAGUCGUCGUCCCUGUCCACCGCAGUGUGCGUCCGAGGCGGUCGCGCGGCGAUUCCCGCUGUCAGCUGGAGGAGUCGUCGGAGGCCUCUCCGUGCCGUUCCCCCAGAUGUCUCAGUCCCGGUCAGGCAGGUGAAGAGAGUGAGGCAGUGAAAAGAGAGGAAGGCGCGGCAGAGGACCCGCCGGGGGGUGAAAUGCGCGAGGAGACGAAGGCUGGAGACGCGUCGCCUUCUCAGGAUAUGCGGGCAGAUCUCUUGAAGCAAGAAGGUUCGGAGAAAGCGCGGAACGUACACCUGGGGGGGUCUCCGGGUUCCCCGGCGUCGGUCUACGAAGGCAAACACGUCUCACCGACUGGAGACAGCCUGAGAAGCGUGAAGAGCGUGAAGAGUGAGGAGGGGGGCUAUGUUAAGCGUUUGUCUCCUUUGCGACCGAGCCACGCGGAGGCCGCCGCUCCCCGCUCUUCGCAUCACGCAGGCGCACCUGCAGUGGCGAAGAAGCAGGAGAGGACGCAUGCGUCUUUGCCAUCGGAGCCUUCCGGGGGUCAGGACGUGGACGAUCUUCCAGGCCCGAGUCCGAAGGAGGAGUCCGACGCGGAGGGGCUUCCAGCUGCCUCGCCUGGUGCGUCGUCCCUUCCGUCAAAUCCUGCUCCGGCGCUGGUCCGGGCGACCCUCCGCACGUACCAGUCGGAGGGCGUUCAGUGGCUCUUUGCGCUUCACGACAAAGGCUUGAAUGGCAUUCUGGCAGACGAAAUGGGGCUGGGGAAGACGCUGCAGACGAUUGUGCUCCUCGCGCGACUGGCGCUGGAGCGCGGCGUGUGGGGCCCGCACCUGAUCGUCGUGCCAACGAGCGUAAUGCUCAACUGGGAACGCGAGUUCUUCAAAUUUUGCCCGGGUUUCAAGGUUCUCGUUUACUUUGGGAGCGCGCAGGAGCGUGCGAAGAAACGCACAGGCUGGUCGCGACCGUAUGCGUUUCACGUGUGCAUUGCCUCCUACUCGACGGUGGUAAAAGACGCACAGAUCUUCAAGCGGAAGAAAUGGUACUCUCUCGUCCUCGACGAGGCCCAAAACAUCAAAAACUUCCACAGUCGGAGAUGGCAAACGCUCUUGACGUUCAACACCCAACAUAGGCUUCUCCUGACGGGAACGCCACUGCAGAACAACCUGGCCGAGUUGUGGUCUCUCAUGCACUUCCUCAUGCCCACGGUGUUCCAGUCUCACGAAGACUUCAAGGAAUGGUUUGGAGACCCUCUCACAGCCGCAAUCGAACAGGAGCAAGUGUCAGAGCAUCAGCAGUUGCUGGAGAAGCUCCACGCCCUUCUUCGUCCGUAUCUCCUGCGUCGCCUAAAGAAAGACGUGGAGAAGCAGAUGCCCCGUAAAUACGAGCACGUUGUUCGCUGCUCUCUCACCAAGAGGCAGAAAUGCCUGUACGACGAAUUUAUGCAGAGACGCCAGGUCCAGCAGACCAUGGCCGCUGGCAAUUAUAGAGGCAUGAUGAAUAUCCUGAUGCAGUUACGGAAGGUGUGUAACCACCCCGAUUUAUUUGAGCCUAGGCCCAUCGAAACUCCCGUCGGCGGCGGAGGGGUCAAUGCGUUGUCUUACGACAUCCCGGCCAUGGUCUGUCUGUGGCUCUAUGAGCCGUGGAAUUGGAGCAUCGAGGAACGCUUUCGGCGGGUCACGCUGCCUAUCGUGUCCUUGAUCCACUACGAGAUGCGGUUCUCCUCUCUGCAGCAUGGCCUGGCCCAGAAUUGGUCUCCACUUCGCCUUCUCUGCCCUUCGUCUUCCUCGCCGCGUUUGCAGUCUUCUUCCCCCUUUGACCUUUUGGCUGUCGCCACGCCUGUGGAGGGAUGUGACCUCCUCUCCCUGCCUCAGCCGAUAUACACGCGUCGCCUGCAUGCGAGCCAGAAGGGGAACGCGUCCCUCUGCGGGCCGCCAUGCUCUGCGUCUUGUUCAGCGUCGGAGAGGGCAGCAGUCGCCGAUCUCACCGCUCUGUCUCCGCGUGUGUCUGUCGAGAAACAAGGCACGGCGUCUUCUCUGUGGCCUCCUCCGCGAGAUCAAACGGACCCAGAGUUGGUUCUCACUUGUCAUUCACCUGUCCCUUAUUCCCAGGUGUCCUCUCUCGUUCGCAUGUCGGAGUAUCCAGUGGAAGCUGGACCCUGUCGCGCGUCGCCUCCCGUGUCGAGCGGCGAAGCCGGAAGACCUGGCGGCACGCGUCCACGUGACUCUCCUGCGCCUCUGGCAACUGUCGCUGUGCCCAUCGUUUCCACUGUCUCCUCCGGUCUCCUUCAAGGCCCCCCGUUUCGGGGUCGGUCGCCCUCUCCUGUUCAGUCUUCCGCGCCUCCGUUCUCUGUUGCUCCCCCUGCUCCCCUGUCGUGGCUACCGGUGGCUGGGUCGGUGGAUUCCCACGGUCAGCCGGUUGACGCUCUGUCGCCCAACUCGGUUCUUCAGUCUCCUCCCUCGCCGGCUUGUAGGGCUUCCGCCCGGUCGUUUUCCGCGGCGCUCCCUCUACGAGGUCCGACACCUGCACAGGCACGCACAGAGGGAGAGGCGUGUCUCCCUGCGGGGGUCAGACCGCGUGCGGGGGACAGAGAAGAUGCCUCCGGCGCAUCGCUCGGAUUUCGUGGAGCGUGUGAAUCUACAGGGUGCCUCGGCCACACCGAGAACCAGCGACAGUCGCCCGACAUCAGCCGCACCUCGCCGCUGACGCCGGUGGAUACCUGCAGCGGUCCGGACUGCGAAGGACAGGGAGAGGGAGGACACAUAGAAGGAAUAGCAGUGGACGAGCCGCGGCUUUUCAGCGCAUCGGGUGUCCACGCGUCGUCUCCAGCUCGCGUCUCAUUUCAGUCCUGUGGGAGUCAGAGACCCAUGCCCUCCUUCGCAAACUCGGAAGAGACGGGCGAGAUCAGUGGAAGAGGCGCACAACCUCCGUCCUCUCCCAACGGUGUGCCGGGUUUCCCCGGCGUCCUCCCACGUCUUCGUGCGUCGGACGAAUCAGCUCCUGCCGUGGCUGGGUCAUCCUCUCUGUCUUCGUCUCGAUUGUCUCCUUUCCGGCCUGUCUCCGAGUCUGGGCAAGGAGACGCGGGGACGUUCGAGGCCGCCCAGCUCCCGCCGCCUCAAGACUCCGAGCCGGUCUCGUCUGCGCCGGCGUUUCCCGGCCGCCUGGCAUGUGUAGGAGACCCAAACGUGGAAAAAGAGAAGGCGCUGGUUGCCGGUGGAACUUCGACCAGCUUGCGCGCUUCCGCCCGCGCGGCUGCCCGGCGGUCUCGUGAGGAGGGACGCGCAACGAACGAGGAGUCGCUGCCAAAGGAACACGACAGACACCAUUUGGCGAAGGCCCCAGCCGUCCCCUCGACGCAGUCUUCCGUCCUUCCUUCGCUUUCGUCGACGAAGAGAAGAAGACUGUUGCGUGCUGCGAUGAGUCCGACUCCAGGGGGAAAAAAGGGCCCAGGCGCUGAGUCCGUCGUGCCUUCCCUCGGGUCUCUCGUCGAGGUUCCGCUUCUCCGGAACACGUCUGAUACGAGCAACGCACAAGUCACGCCCCACUCGGCUUCUGCCUCGUCUGCCUUGCCCGUCUCCUUGGUGCUCACGCAACCGUUUGGCUGCGCGUCAAUCCCCGAUUUGGACGGUUUUCUCGCCGCCCAUGCCCGGCGCCGUUGCUGGGGUCGUGACCGUCGCCGCCUUGUACGGAACUGUUUCCCCGUUCCUCCUGCCUUUGUAUCCCAUCUCCUCCACCAGCAGGAGGACAGCGAGAAGGAUGGCAAGGUUGUGGAAGACCAGGAUAUGGUUUUGAAGAGCGGCGAGGUAGAGGCCGGUGCUCUAUCUGCUGGGCGGGCCGACUCUCUGGGUUCUCGCGCCGGCGCUGGAGGCAGCUCAGGAGGGAUCUGCUCCCCAGCUACGUUGGACAGGGGCAAACCCCGGCGGCAGAUGCCCAGGGGAAUCAAGCGAGCAGGCACCCUAUGGAGGCGCUGGGUUUCCAGCGAAAGAUGCGAAAUGCAGCCGGGUUUGUGCCUCGUCGACGCCACAGGUGGCGAGUCCUUGCUAGACAGCCUCACGCCGCCAAGUGAGUCAGAAUAUAGAGACGGUGCUGGAGGCGAAGAUAGAGGCGCGCAGAAAGCUGACUUCCCGACAACGCUUCUCGCACGACCAGGCGAACCGUUCAGCGCUGCUGUCGACGCUAACGAAGGGACGCGGAUGCGCAAAGCAGAGUUCUGGCGAUCAGAAGAGAUGCGAUGCCAGGCUUCACAGGCGGUGUUUCUGUUCAACUCUUGUCUCUCUCUCGCGUCGCCUCCACCCUUUGGCGGCCGCGACACUCGGGAGCUGCUCAGGAAGGAAAUCAGUCAAUCUCCCUUGAACCCCAUCGGCAGCGUCCACGAGCCGGUCCGAAUCUGCGAGGAUUUCCUGGCUCGAACGGAGACCCUUCGGCGUAUCACCCCGACUCCUACAGAGGUCUUUGACCGUGACCAGACUGUCAUUCUCCGCUGCUCGGUUCUCUGCAAUCCACGUGUCCAACCCGGCGCCCCCCGUAUUUUUCUGCGAGGUCCUGGUGGCAUCCAAGCUCGGGAGAACUCGUUUUCGGCGUUCGCGGAGAGUCUCGACUUUCUCCAGGGGAGCGCAGCCGAGCUCCAUGAGGCAGUUGAGAGACAGCGGCGCAUCUUCCCUCACAAGCAGACUCUGCAAGAUGACUGCGGUAAACUGAUUAUUUUGGCGGAACUUCUGACCAAACUACGAGCUGAUGGCCACCGGUGUUUGCUGUUUACACAGUUCAGCAAAAUGCUGGAUGUGCUCGAAUCGUGGAUCAACCACCAGGGCUUCACGUACGUGCGUUUGGACGGCAGCACAAAGGUCGACCAGCGUCAGAGAGUUGUGACAAGAUUCAAUGCCAGUCCACGGAUCUUUUUGUUUAUCUCCUCCACGCGCGCUGGAGGCGUCGGCCUGAACCUCACCGGCGCCGAUACGGUUAUCUUCUACGACACAGACUGGAACCCUGCUAUGGAUCGACAGGCGAUGGAUAGGUGCCAUCGAAUCGGUCAGACUCGUGACGUACAUGUCUACCGUCUUGUCACUGAACACUCGAUCGAAGAGAACAUCUGGCGCAAGCAGCUCCAGAAGAGACUCCUCGACGAGGUUGUCGUGGAUCGCGGCCUUUUCACCAUGGAAAAUACAACGCGGGAGGGUCAUCUUGGGCAGCAGACUCAGGACAAGGAUGCCGCUCGAGAGUGGUUUGCCAAUGCGGAGACGCUGAAGGAUCUGCUGGCUUCCCCGGAGGACAGUAUUGCGAAGUCAGGCUUCAAGGGCGACAUAUAUGCAGACCGUAUUCUACAUGACUCUGGAGAGGACCACCCGGAUGAUGCUGAGUCUGUUGCGCCAGUGGCGCGGUCGGGCAAAAAAGGCGAAGCGCUAGGAAGAGGAGGGGAGUUCGAAGCAGCCAUUCUGGAGGUCGAAGACGUCGAAGAUGUGGCUGCCAUGCAGCAAACGACAAGGGAGGAAAAACAAGCGAAACAGGAGAUGCAACAGGAUUUCCGAGGGGAAAAAAUAGGCGACGAAGGCGCUGUAGAUUUGAAUGGUGCGCUGGAGCGCAUGCCCGCGUUAGCAGCGUACUGUGUUCGCCUAAUCAACGAAAACAAACCACCAAGCCUUCUUGCGCAAAUAGCUCAGCUCAAGAUACAAGUCCGAGCUGAAGGUAACGAAGACGAAGCGAAGCAGAGCGAGGAAGACAGGCAGAGUGAAUCAGAGGAACCAUCGGAGUCCAGCGACGGGGAUGGACCGGCGCUGUGGGAAAGUGAGAUCGAAUCCGAGGAAACGGACGAAGAGUAG